UGUUAAUAAACAUCUGAGGACUCAUUUUCAAGAGAACCAUUCUGAACGUAUUAAAUGUGGGGAAGUCUUUUAUCAAAGAUCCAACCUUCUAUAUAACAGUAUGCAUAUAAGAGAGAAUCCUUAUAAAUUUAAUGAAUGUGAAAGAGAUUUUAACCAGUCCUCCAGUGUUGAUGAUCAUCAGAGAAUUCAUGGGGGAAAAAACCCAUACAGAUAUAAUGAUAAGCCUGGGAACAUGUUUAGUCAGUCAUCAGUAAUAUGUAUUCAUAAGACAAUCUGUAGUGGAGAGAAACCUUACAAAAGUAAAGAAUGUGGCAAGGCCUUUAAGCAGCACUCAACCCUUACUCAACAUCACAGAACUCAUACUAGAGAGAAACCUUUUAAGUGUAAAGAAUGUGGCAAGGCCUUCAACAAGCCCUCAACCCUUACUCAACAUCACAGAAUUCAUACUGGAGAGAAACCUUACAAAUGUAAAGAAUGUGGCAAGGCCUUUAUCCAGCAGUCACACCUAACUGUACAUCACAGAAUUCAUACUGGAGAGAAACCUUAUAAAUGUGAAGAAUGUGGCAAGGCCUUUAGCUUUCAGUCAAGCUUUAUUAAACAUCACAGAAUCCAUACUCGAGAAAAACAUUACCAAUGUAAAGAAUGUGGCAAGGCCUUUGAGCAGGAACCAGACCUUAUUCAACAUCACAGAAUUCAUACUAGAGAGAAACCUUACAAAUGUAAAGAAUGUGGCAAGGCCUUUAGGAAGCAAUCACAACUUACUCAACAUCACAGAAUCCAUACUGGAGAGAAACCUUACAAAUGUAAAGAAUGUGGCAAGGACUUUAGCUUUCAAUCAAGCUUUAUUCAACAUCACAGAAUUCAUACUGGAGAAAAACCUUAUAAAUGUAAAGAAUGUGGCAAGGCCUUCAACAAGCCCUCAACCCUUACUCAACAUCACAGAAUUCAUACUGGAGAGAAACCUUACAAAUGUAAAGAAUGUGGCAAGGCCUUCAUCCAGCAGUCACACCUAACUGUACAUCACAGAAUCCAUACUGGAGAGAAACCUUAUAAAUGUAAAGAAUGUGGCAAGGCCUUUAGCUUUCAGUCAAACUUUAUUCAACAUCACAGAAUCCAUACUCAAGAGAAACAUUACCAAUGUAAAGAAUGUGGCAAGGCCUUUAAGCAGGAAGCAAACCUUAUUCAACAUCACAGAAUUCACACUAGAGAGAAACCUUAUAAAUGUAAAGAAUGUGGCAAGGCCUUUAGAAAGCAAUCACAACUUACUCAACAUCACAGAAUCCAUACUGGAGAGAAACCUUAUAAAUGUAAAGAAUGUGGCAAGGCCUUUAUCCAUCGUUCAAGCUUUACUCAACAUCAUAGAAUUCAUACUGGAGAGAAACCUUACAAAUGUAAAGAAUGUGGCAAAGCCUUUAACCAGCAAUCACACCUUAAUACACAUCACAAAAUUCAUACUGGAGAGAAAUCUUACAAAUGUAACGAAUGUGGCAAGGCCUUUAGCUUUAAAUCAGGCUUCACUCAACAUCACAGAAUUCAUACUGGUGAGAAACCUUACCAAUGUAAAGAAUGUGGCAAGGCCUUUAUCCAGCUCUCACACCUUAAUCGACAUCACAGUAUUCAUCAUGUAGAGAAACCUUAUAAAUGUCAAGAAUGUGGCAAGGCCUUUAACCACCACUCAGGCCUUACUCAACAUCACAGAAUUCAUACUGGAGAGACACCUUACAAAUGUAAAGAAUGUGGCAGGGCCUUUAAGCAGCAGUCAAACCUUAUUAAGCAUCACAGAAUUCAUACUGCAGAGAAACCCUACAAAUGUAAAGAAUGUGGCAAAGCCUUUAAGCACCAUGUACACCUUAGGCAACAUCACAGCAUCCAUACUGGAGAGAAACCUUACAAAUGUAAAGAAUGUAGCAGGGCCUUUAUCCAUCAGUCAGGCCUUACUCGACAUCAUAGAAUUCAUACUGGAGAGAAACCUUACAAAUGUAAAGAAUGUGGCAAAGCCUUUAACUGGCAUUCAGCCCUUACUCUACAUUACAGAAUUCAUACUGGAGAGAAACCUUUCAAAUGUAAAUAUUGUGGCAAGAGGUUUAUCCAGCAAUCAAGCUUUACUCAACAUCACAGAAUUCAUACUGGAGAGAAACCUUACAAAUGUAAAGAAUGUGGCAAGGCCUUUAUCCAGCAGUCACACCUGACUUUACAUCACAGAAUUCAUACUAGAGGAAAGAAACCUUACAAAUGUAAAGAAUUUGGCAAAGCCUUUAACCAUCCAUCAAGCCUUAUUAAACAUCACAGAAUUCAUAGUGAAGAGAAACCUUAG
This is a messenger RNA of Odobenus rosmarus divergens (Pacific walrus), 2314 nucleotides long. RefSeq names its product zinc finger protein 850-like. The record is from RefSeq and is a predicted model, not a curated record. Gene Ontology annotation, biological process: regulation of DNA-templated transcription. The transcript has 2 exons. Bases 101 to 2314 code for a protein of 737 amino acids. Lineage: Eukaryota; Metazoa; Chordata; Mammalia; Carnivora; Odobenidae.